AUUUUAUAAUAUAAUUUAGAUUUUUAUUUACUUACUAGUAAAUUGUGUUAUUUGGAUGUUAAAAUGUCAUCAAUCAUAAAAUUUGAACUAAAGGACCUUCGAAAACUAGCUAGUGAUAAAAAUUCUUGUGUAAUUGAAAAGAAAGUGACCCAAAAUAUUCCAUUACAGCCAUGGUGUCUGGGUAAUUUGAAGGAAUCGGUAAAAAAUCUUUUAGAUUAUAAAAUUGGAAAAUUUGACAAAGAAUUUAAUGGAAUAUUAUUAAGUUACAAAAAUUUACGUAUAUUACAAAAUGUAGGAGCAAUAAGGAAUGACAACUCAGAUAUUCAGUUCCAAAUACAAGCAGAUUAUUUUAUUUUUUGUCCAUAUGUUGGAGCUACAUUAAGAGGCAUUGUAUACCAAAAAAAUAUUACACAUUUAGGGGUACUAGUGCAUAGAGUAUUUAAUGUGGUUAUCCCACGACCAACAGAAGAGCCUGGAAGUGAAUGGAUAGGAACAAACAUUGUAGAGGGCCAGCAAGUUAUCUUUCAAAUAGCUGCUUUGGAUCUAUAUGGUGCUCUUCCAUAUAUUAGAGGAAAAAUUGAUGAAAGAUGGUUUAAAAACUUUGAAGUCAAUGGGGAGGAGGAGGAAAUUGAUGCAAAAAACAUAAGCUCUCUGAAUGUUUCUUAUGUUAAUUUUGACAAAACUAAACCUAUGCAAAAACAAAUUGGUGAUGGUUUACCAGGCACAUCUACAAAAAAGUCUUUGGUAAAUGCACAAGGAAUAAAUAAUUCAAUAAAUGGGAAAAAUGGUGAUGAUGCUGAAUUGAGUAUGACUCCUACAAAAAGCAAAACUAAAAAAGAAACUAAACUAUUAGACAAUGAGACCAAACAUUCUGAGCCCAAAUCAAGACCUUCAAAGAAACAUAAGAAAGAUGGAUAGUUUAUUAUACAAAAGGCAAUACAGUAUAUUAUGUAUUUUUCAUUUACAAAUUUAUUAUAGAAAUAUUUUACUGUA
Molecule: messenger RNA, 993 nt
Organism: Pieris brassicae (large cabbage white)
Lineage: Eukaryota; Metazoa; Arthropoda; Insecta; Lepidoptera; Pieridae
Gene: Polr1F
Product: DNA-directed RNA polymerase I subunit RPA43
Exons: 4
Coding region: 64-918 (284 amino acids)
Biological process (GO): DNA-templated transcription initiation
Cellular component (GO): RNA polymerase I complex
Source: RefSeq, a predicted model, not a curated record